ACUAUAAUGGUCAGCUGCAAAAACGAUGCCUCUAUGCAAAUAAUCAGUGGAGUUCCUAAGGGGAGGGGCUCAUGACGACAGAUCAGCAAAAAGGCAACUUUUGUCACUCUUUGAAUGUGCAGUAACCACAGAAAGACAGUGGGGUGCUAUGUAUCCUUCACUCUGUUAACAGUGUUUUUAUUUUAACAACGCCGAGCUGCUUCUAUUUGGGUAGGUGUAUCCCGCCAAUCUGGAAAUCAUUUACUAUUUUUUCCUUGCACUCUCUCCGCCCCGUGGGAUAUCUCCGCUGCUAAAAUCUGACAGGAACAAAGCAGCUCGCCUCUCUCCCUCUCUCGUCCCAGCCUAUCUCUUUGCAGGACACCAAGCUGCUGAACUGCUGAAUGACACUGAGUUUAAGGAAAGUUUGAAUUACAACAGUGGAUGACAACUUUGGAUCUUAACCAUACGCCAUGACGCCUCUCAUAUUUUUAAUUCUACACGUCGUACAGUUUGGCAGUGCCGAUAUUUUGGGAGGUAACGGUUCGUGCGAUUUUGAGGACGGCACGUGUGGCUACGAGUCAGAUCCCAAUAAUGAUCCGUGGAUCGUGAAUUUACAAGGUCGCUAUAUCUAUAUUGAAGGCUCACAUCGUCAUGAUGGAAAAUUGGGCCUCCUUACCAGUCCUGAACUGCGAGCUCUGGGAGAAAGCUGUGUGAGGCUUGUAUAUCAGAUAACUGGCACAGAUCCUGGAAGACUGAAUAUGUACUUUCGACCAGAAGGAAACAGCUUUGAUUUUCUGCUCUGGUCUGCAAAUGAAUCAUCUGACAGCUGGAAAAUUGCUAGUAUAGGUGUAAGGAACGUAACAGACAAAUCCAAGAUACUUCUAGAAGCUGUAGUCAGUCCAGACCCAAAGGCUAGUAUUGCAGUUUUUGAAAUCAAAAUCUCUCCAGGUUACUGUGUUGUGUGUACCUUUGAAGAGAAUCACCUUUGCGGCUAUAACAACAGGUGGAACCCAAAUCUCAACUGGCUUGUCGGUGGAGGUUCAGUUCGAGAUUCACCCACAAACCUACCAACUGAUCAUACAUUGGACAAUGAGCAAGGUCACUAUAUGUACGUUGAUGCUAUUUACACCACAAGUUUACAUGAAGUCGCUCAGUUAAUGUCACCGGUGACAACUUUUGCCCUGUUGGGAUGCCUGUCCUUCUUUUACCAACUUGAACAGACUCAAUCCAACUUAUUUGUCGUUUAUACAAAGGACAGAAUGGGACAUUAUGAAGAGGUGUGGAGGGCAAAUAAAUCUACACACAGUUGGACUUUGGUAAAAGUGAAUAUUAAAGCAGCGCAUCCAUUUCAGAUUGUGUUUGAAGUUGCGUUCAGCAGCACAAAAGGAGGUUACGCAGCAUUGGAUGAUAUUUAUUUUUCCUCACAGUUCUGUGACAAUAAAACAGGUGGCUUUCUGAUGUCCAAUGCAAGGUUCGGUUACCAUCAGGAGUAUGUAGCUCACCUGGCUGGCCCACUUUUGCAUGCCAACCUCCAGUAUUGCUUGCGCUUCUUUUAUGCCCUGAAUCACUUUGUCACAGAGGAUGCCCUCGCAGUCUACAUCUAUGAUGAAGAAGACCGUGUAGUAGAAAAGAUUUGGUCAAUUCCUAAACUACCCACUGGAAUAUGGAUUCAAGCAGAAGUUAACUAUCGAAGGCAGGAGGCCAGCAAGAUAGUUUUUGUCAGUGUCUGUAAGAAUUUCUGGAACUGUGGAAAAGUAGCACUGGAUGAUGUCACAGUGAGCCAAGGAGACUGUCGAAUUCCUGGAGGUUCCUGGCUACCUGCUCCAGGGUGGUGCAAUUUUGAUACGGAUUAUUGUGGAUUCAUUCAGGAUCAUAAGGACAAAGGCAACUGGUACAGAAGAGCUGGUACAACACCAACAUCCUUCACGGGUCCAAAGGGGGAUCACACGACAGGGGUAGGGCGCUACUUGUAUGUAGAGGCCUCUCAUAUAAGGCAUGGAUACAAUGCACGCUUGUUGUCAUGGCCACUGCGAGGAUUCACAGGCGACCAGUGCCUGAUAUUCUUCUACCAUAUGUAUGGACUUGGAACUGGAUCAUUAAAUGUUUACUUGAGGAAGGAGAAUGCUGAAGAAACUCUCUUAUGGAAAAGAACAGGGGAACAGAGUGUAUCUUGGCUCAAGGCCUCCAUAGAAUACAACUGUGAAGAAACCCAUCAGAUUGUCUUUGAAGCGAUUCGUGGCCUGUCAAGACACAGCGACAUUGCAAUAGACGACAUUUUAUUUGAAAAUGGACCCUGUGAAGGGAGUGUCUAUGAAGGCAGUGGAUACCUCGAUGCUCAAACAUUUUUACCGUCUGUGAGAUACAAGAAAACCUUUGCCACAUGACCCUGAAUCUCCAAAUCAACCAGAUUGGUACAGCGUUUACAUCUGAAUUGGGGUUCCAUUAGAAUGGGCUGUGGAACAACUACAGGGAACAUUUGUGUUAAUGCGGAGCUUAAGUUGAAUCUUGUAGAAGUUGUAAAUGAUUUUUGGUCUUCAUCAAAAAGAAGAAUUCAAUUGAUUUGAAUGACUCUUUGCUAAAUAUUAAAACAGAUAUGUAUGUUAAUUUGUUAGUGAAGACGUAGUAGCCAUGGGCUUCUUAAUGUUUUUCAAUUAGUACCUGGAAAUAUCCAGUAUUCGUUCAUUACUGAAGAAGUGUAAAUAUUCAACAUUUCAAAAUGAUAGAAGAUGGGAUCACCAGCACGAUUUGAGUUUUUUUUAAAAAAGUUAUUACGUAUGUGAUUAGCAAUUCCUUCUUGGCUAUGUACUGUCCAAUCACAUGCCAGAUGUGUUCUAUAUUUAACCAAUUCAAAUAAAGAUGUCAGAAAAACA
This is a messenger RNA of Rhincodon typus (whale shark), 2849 nucleotides long. It is a transcript of the gene mamdc2a, whose product is annotated as MAM domain containing 2a. Lineage: Eukaryota; Metazoa; Chordata; Chondrichthyes; Orectolobiformes; Rhincodontidae. The transcript has 14 exons. The record is from RefSeq and is a predicted model, not a curated record. Gene Ontology annotation, cellular component: membrane. The coding region runs from base 450 to 2363 and encodes 637 amino acids.